Molecule: messenger RNA, 1269 nt
Organism: Ornithodoros turicata
Lineage: Eukaryota; Metazoa; Arthropoda; Arachnida; Ixodida; Argasidae
Exons: 2
Coding region: 310-924 (204 amino acids)
Source: RefSeq, a predicted model, not a curated record
GAGCAAGAGACUGAAAACGACAAAGUUGAACGACCAGCGGCUGAAGCGCGUUCCAGUUUUGUGGACGGCGUCAGCUUCGCGUUGUGUUGACCGACGGCACGAAUGCAAACAUCCGAAGCUCCGUCUAAUACCACGACUGUGAAGACAUCUGGCGUCGUCAUGCUCAAGACUGUGGGAUCGUCAAACUGCCAGUGACGCAGAUCUCCGGUAAAGCCGUUUAUGGGCUGGAUAAGACUGAUGAUUCAUGACACUUGUCUGGGAACCUCCGCGAUAUUCCUUCGAAGGAAGUGACAGUCCUACGGCCUUGUCAUGGCACUAGACCUGCGCAAUGUUGUGGUCAACCUCAAAGCCCUGUCGGUGACCAGUGCCGCAGUGGACGCGUGCAAACUGGCACUGGCCAUAACGACGCUUGUCCGCCUUCAGCCCAACCGUGGCUACGUAUUCUUGGCAGCGUUGGGACCCUGGUCAUUGGCCACCAAGAUAGUCAUCGUAGUCGCCAGUAUGGUGGGUUACGUGCUCGUCUUCUACGGAGCUGCUAAGGAUGACCGUCGAUUUUUACUGAUAGCUGCGGUAAUAUUCGCUGUCUCGGUAAUAUUCCGUUGUAUGUUUAUGGUUGAGGGCGCCCUUGUGGUUGUGCAAGAAGACAUCACCGCAACGAUAACAGCAUCGACCGCGUCUAUGACUCCUACAGGUGCUGGCCUGUACUUCGCCCAUCAAGCGCCCCACACAACACCGGUUGACAACGUGCCCGUGAUCAGUGUCGCCAACCCCAUGUCGACGACUUUCCGUAUCCUGCAAGUGAACGUCAUCCACGCCUGUUCCAUCGCGGUCCACAUCAUUUUCUUCAUCGUUCUUCGCAAGUACGUGCGCUGCUCCAAGCUGAAACUUCGACCAGAAGACGUGCCACCAUCUACGAGGACAUGACCGUGCGAAUAAUCGGACCAGUUUCAGUUUAUCGCUCAUGUCAUCUGGUAAGACGGGGAGACUCCAUGUGUCAAAAUGUUAUGAGUCGAGAGGUUACGGAUGCAGCGUAUGGAGGAGUGCAAGAGUAACGCCCAGUGGUGCUGUCAAAAUUAUGUACGUGUUUCUGCUACCUUCUACUAAUAUGCUGCGUACUGAACGGUUAUCAGUGUGCCAGCGUUUAUAGUGCCGACUUUCUGUAAGCGCUUUUUCGUGCUAUCGUCCUAUGCACCCGAAUUUACCGCUUCACCACACGAUUGUCUCACUGACAAACGGAGAGUACACGUGAUUAAACGUGAUUACACGUGA